AUGACUGAGAAAACUGUACUAAUAGCAAAUGAGUUAUUGUGUUAUUUGUUUAGCAAUGUGAAGUUUUUGGAUAACCCAAACUUUGUGGCAGCCGCCUUCGAGUUUUUCACUGCUGAGGAGAUAAACGUUGCUAAAAACCAAUUAUUGGCAGAUAUGGAAAGUUUAAAACAAAAUAAAUUAGGAGGCGGUAUAGGAAUUUUUGUAAGGAAAGAAUUUGAUUGUUUUAUCGAUGAUAACAUCGAGUCUGUAGAUGACAUAUUUGAGGCAUUUAGUAUAAAUAUUAAGUCAAAUUCUUCUAAUAAAUUGCCACUAAAAAUCAUUUCUAUUUACCGUCCACCUAACACAAGCAUUGAGAAGUUUAUCAAUGAAUUUGAAAAUAUUUUACACAAGCUCAGUUCUGCUCAAGAGAAGGAAACGCUGACGAAAGCUAGACCAAUGUGCAGGCAUUCUGAGCAUAGGAGGCACUCUCUCCUAUAUAAGGAGUGCAGCAUUAAGCAUAAGGAACAACAGAAGACACACACGGGACUACACGACAGACGAGACGAGACGGGACGCAAAGAACAGCACAAGAUACACACGAGUCUACUCGAGAGACGAGACGAAACGGCAAUGAUAUUCAAAGGAAAUUUACUAGACACACUUCCCUUUUCUAUUCUCAUACUUUGA
Messenger RNA from Helobdella robusta, 666 nucleotides. RefSeq lists its product as hypothetical. The transcript is spliced from 5 exons. Bases 1 to 666 code for a protein of 221 amino acids. Lineage: Eukaryota; Metazoa; Annelida; Clitellata; Rhynchobdellida; Glossiphoniidae. The record is from RefSeq and is a predicted model, not a curated record.